This is a messenger RNA of Arabis nemorensis, 615 nucleotides long. The record is from the annotation of a GenBank genome assembly. NCBI's taxonomy places the organism in Eukaryota, Viridiplantae, Streptophyta, Magnoliopsida, Brassicales, Brassicaceae.
AUGGGUUUAAUCGUGGAUGAUGAUAACGACGGCGAACUUCUGAUUCCGCCGCCGAAUUUCUCGAUGGUCGAAGACGGGAUUUACCGAUCUAGGUUUCCUCAGCUUGAGAAUUUCCGUUUCUUAUCAACCCUAAAUCUUCGAUCCAUCAUUUAUCUGUGUCCUGAACCAUACCCUGAGGACAAUCUCAAGUCUCUUGAAUCCAACAACAUUAAGCUUUUCCAGUUCGGAAUCCAAGGCAAAACGGAUCCUCCGACUCCUAUGCCAAAGGAUACAGUGUUGAAUGCUCUUAGAGUCUUAGUUGAUGUUAGAAAUCAUCCAAUUCUCAUCCACUGUAAGCGCGGGAAGCACAGGACAGGUUGUCUUGUGGGAUGCUUGAGGAAAGUUCAAAACUGGUGCCUAUCAUCGGUUCUCGAGGAAUACCAGAAGUGCGCGGGAUUGAAAUGGAGGCAAAGAGAUUUAAAGUUCAUAGAGGAUUUCGAUGUGCUCAGAUUGAAGCAAUGUCUAUACAGCAUAAUCUAUCAGUACAAUGGCUAUGGUCUCAAGAGGAGAAAGUUGCUGUGUCAAGACGAGAAUGUUGUCCAAGACCAGCACAAACCUCAAGCCACCAAAGGGUGA